Trichoplax adhaerens is the source of this 3855-nucleotide messenger RNA. RefSeq lists its product as uncharacterized. NCBI's taxonomy places the organism in Eukaryota, Metazoa, Placozoa, Uniplacotomia, Trichoplacea, Trichoplacidae. The record is from RefSeq and is a predicted model, not a curated record. The transcript is spliced from 13 exons. The coding region runs from base 1 to 3855 and encodes 1284 amino acids.
AUGCCGUCAAUCGAACUGCAGCCUAUCCGCAACAUUACCACUGUUGAAGCAGGUCAACAAAUAUCUUAUGAACUGGUUGUUCAAUUGGGAAAUGGUACUGUGCCAAUUUCAAUUGAAAUCGAUGCUUUGCCAAUAUGUAAUCAUACACAAGUCCAAAUGGAUACAUUGGAAAUAGCUAGUGUUGGUUCUGCAGUAACACCUGUCGUAAUAAGCGAUUCGUCGAAAGCAAUCUUCCAUAGCGCGUUCUCAGGAGGACAAGCCGAUCGGAUUACAUUAGAUUUAGCUGUCAGUGUUAUUACGUUAAAUGAAACAAUUUGGACUGGCAUGCAUGGUCUGACAAUUUUCAAUACAGUUCGCCAAGAGGCACCACCUACAGUUACUCUCACGCUACAAAGCCUCAACGAUACAAAUUUGAACUAUAAUGCUGGGGAUAUUUUACUCUAUAAUUACACUGCUGUCAAUACCGGCAUAACACCCAUCUAUCAAUUUAAUAUUACUUAUUUUGGUUCCGAUGCUAUUACAACAGUGCCUAAUACCUUCAAUUAUUCCCUGACCACACAGCCUCAAAUGUGUACGCCCUAUCUUUAUUAUAUAUUUCAGGACACCAAACAGAUUUACGGUAACAUUGACAUCGUGGACAUAGGCUCUACUGUUUCUGGCUCAAUAUCAAUCUUACUAACGCCUUAUUUCGGCUAUUUCGGUAGCAUACAGCCCAAGGUAUACGUCAAAUACCUUACAAUAAAUGGUGAGCAAAUAUCAAGCAUGCUACUAUCUACAACAAUCAACACCACAAACACUUUGAACAUCACUGCUAACACUAAUACAACAGUGCUUACAUCUGGCGAAAACAUCACUAUCAAUGCUGAUAUUGCUCUUCCAAAAUCGUCUACUAAUAACUUAACCAUUUCAGUGAAUCUUCCUUUUCAAUUAGGAAAAGGAAUGCUAUCUGUGAAUAAUAUGACUGUAACAGAAACUGAUCAAAGCAUCAAUAUUUCAUCCAUAUUUCCAGUAAAAUUGAUACCAUCAAAUGUUUCCAAUCUUAACUGGCAAUCUAGUAUCAAUCUGCGCCUUGUUUCUAAUAGUAUACAGGUAGAAGAGAUUGUCAGUACUACUUUUAGAGUAGCUAUCGAUCUAUCAGUGUUAUCUAAUGCAAGUAUUGUUAAUAAUACCCGAUUUUACGCUGAUAUAAAAGUAAAGCCUGCUAUUGGUAUUUCGAAAUCCGUAACUACCAGCUUCAUAUACUAUAGUGAUCCAGAGCCUGAAAUCAAUGAAGCAACUCAAACCACCAGCAACAUUGAAAUAUCACCAUCGAUAAAUAAAAUUAAUCUUUUCUCGUCCGCGAUGUCAACUAACACUACGAACAGUGAAUCAACAGAUAUUUUAAAUACUGAUUCAUCUUCAUUAGAAAGUAACAGCGCUAUUUCUUCAGCUACAUCCAUUCUAAGUAACAUCAUUGCGUCUACAACUGAUGAUUCUUCUCUUGGGGCCACUAGCAUGACAACUUUUGCUACAACAAUUGUCGGUAGUUCUAUAAGUAAUAACGCAUUAACAGUAUCGAGUUUAAGUGAAUUAAGCGGACAAUUAUCCCAUCAAAUAUCAGCUAAACAAUCUUUCAAUACAGAAUCAACAGCGCAGAUAACCAGCAAUCUGAUUAAUUCAAUUAGUUUUACAAGUUUUUCUGCUCUUCUUUCUAGUUCUAUUAGUGAGCAAACUGCGCAGCUAUCGCUUUCAACUUCUUCGGCAACUACUGCAACAAGUAUGGUAUCAAAUUCUAUUGUAGCAUGGAAUCAAGUUCAAUCUCAAUUUUCCAUUUCUCCUUCAUUUACUAAUAAACUCAACCCAGACAGCACUACUUCAAUAUCUAUUGGAGCUUCAUCAAUCGAAUCUACGGUAUGGCCGCUCUAUAUCGUACAACCUGCGACAGAGGCACCGACACCGUCUGGAAUAGAAGUUGAUAUCUUUACGGAAAGUAAUAACUUUGGCAACAACUAUCUAGAAAUUGAUUUUGCAACCUUUACUGUUGGGAAUGAUUUUCAGCCCAAUGAUACUGUAUAUUUUAACUUCACAAUUUGCACCAAUAUAACGGAGCAUAAAAUGGCUAAAAACAUCUCGAUACAGUUGUUUGAUCCAAAACCUAAAUUGAAUCCAAAAAUCGGUGGUGGUAACACUAUUCAAGUUUCUAUUGAGGAUAUUUCUAAUAAGAAAUGUCAGUAUAAUUCCAGUGGUGAUUGUAAUAUAACUAUUGAUGUUGACAGUUACAUUGUCAACUCUAGCAUCUAUGUCACAGUUGAUAAUCUACCCGCUCACAAAAUGAUUACAGGUUGGAUUAGUAUGACAGUUUCUCCUAUCGUUAAUCCUAAUGAUACGCUGCAAUGUUCAUUGGAAAUAACUUACUCUGAUGUCGCUUCAAUUGCAUAUUUUGCUAAAACUAUAAGCAAUCCAAUAGACUAUACGGAAUCGCCAAUUAUUACUAUAAGCCCUGACACAUCAACUAAUAUUACCGACUUACAACAAGAAGUUGAAUUUAACCUUCAAAUCACAACUAUUCCUAUUCCAAGCAAUUACACUAUUGAAAUAUAUGCCUCAAGAGGUGAAGCAAUUUUGGAACUGGUUCAUGCACAAGUCGAUAGUGUUGGCAAUGCUGUCUAUAGUAAUUCAUGGAAUAAUUUAUUUACAUACCAUAAUAAUGAUCUAGAUGCAAUUGCAGCUAAGACAAAGGGUAUUUUAAAUUUUGGAAUGGCUUCAUCACCUAAGCAUGCAUCCAUGGAAGAUAGGAAUAUCAGCAUAUCUUUCACAGUCAAACUAGCAGCAAUCACUACUAAUUAUAACCAUAAUCAUUACUGGAUACAGUGUAAUGUUAUUGCGGGGCCUAAUGCGGUUCUAACUUCAAAAUCAGCAGUCUAUAUCGCGAUCCAUAAUUUGACAUCUUAUGCUCCAGAUUUGAAGUUUGAUAGCAGCCAUAACGCCACAGAACCAAUAGAACAAAUGCAAACUGUUGAUUACACAAUAAGGAUUCAACAUUCUACAGUAUCUAAUUGGAAGGCAAAUAACAUAACCAUGAAAUGGUUAAUUCCUCACUAUAUGGGAGGGAUUUCAUGUGCUAGCAAUGUUUCAACGUCACUUUAUCAAUCCGAAUUUUCAGUGCACACAUUCAAUUUGUGGUUAAGGAGUCUAGAAUUAAAAGAGAUAGUCGUAUUUAACGUCACCAUGAAGAAAAAGAUUAAUCAAGAUCCAGUUCAGAAUCUGAUUUUAAUUAUUAACAGCUACUACGAAAAUCCGAUCAACAACGAAAAAAUCUAUAUACCAAGAAUUGCAAUGUCGGUAUCUUUUAUACAUCAAGAGGAAAACACCCUAUUUACAAUUGCUAAUUCAUCUGCCGUACCUUCUGGAAAUUUACCAGAAUUUCAUUUUCGCGAUUAUUUAGUAUAUGAAAAUGGAUUUUUUGCUUGUACGCGAGAAAAUAUGAAAUUGGGAUGGAAAAAUCGUUGCAUUUAUUUUAAUGGCUCAAAAUUGAUAGAUUUGGAUCCAAUGAUUGGUAAUAUUGCUGGUCGUAGUAUGUCUACUUUAUUUGUUGUAUCAAGAAAUGGAAAAAUUUGUAUGAGAAAUAUCGAAAGCUAUUCAGCAUGGGGAUCAAUACCAGACCGGCAAAUCCAAAGCAGCUCCAAUUAUACUCCUGCUAUUAAUAUUUCAGAAGAAUUACCAGAAGUACCGACUUUACCACAUGUUCACAAUUUACCUGAUGGUAAACAACUAGGAGUAUCAGAGAAAGGAAUUAUGAUUCGAAAUUCAAGUUUUACUCCCUGGAAUGAAAGUGUUCAUAAAUUUGCAUGGCAAUGUAAUUGUACGAUGAACUGA